Molecule: messenger RNA, 1240 nt
Organism: Metopolophium dirhodum (rose-grain aphid)
Lineage: Eukaryota; Metazoa; Arthropoda; Insecta; Hemiptera; Aphididae
Product: sugar transporter SWEET1-like
Exons: 6
Coding region: 188-850 (220 amino acids)
Biological process (GO): carbohydrate transport
Cellular component (GO): membrane
Molecular function (GO): sugar transmembrane transporter activity
Source: RefSeq, a predicted model, not a curated record
UAUGGUAUUGCACAAUAUUGACAGCCACUCAUAGAUAUUACUUUUUAUAAAUAUACACUUUUUUGUGUGCAUACCUAAUGUUAUGGUAAGCUUCUCUCACUGUGAUGGUUCAUUUAAUACCUAGCAGUUCACACUUUCACUAAUUAUAUUUAUCAUUAGUUUGUAAAAGUAAAUCUCUGCUGUAAGUAUGGAUAUGUAUGAAGUGUAUGUUAAAGCAGUGUCGUUUUCUGCGGGUUGUGCAUCCACUGCAAUGAUGUUAACGCCUCUGUUAGUAUGCAAGGAGAUUGUGAAGAGAAAGACGUCUGACAAUGUCAAUUUAUCUACAUUUGUUGGUGCACUUUUUAGAAGUUCACUAUUUUGUCGUCAGGGUUUCAUUUUAAAUUUACAGACAAUGAUGUUUGUUCAUGGAAUGGGACUAUUAAUUAAUACAUUUUACUUAGCGCUUUAUUGGUAUUACUCAAGUAAAAAAAUGAAUAUAAUAACAACACUUUUUAAAACCACAUUAUUGACUUCAGUUCUCCUGACAUAUUCAUUCAUAGAAUCAACAGAUUUAGUUGUGACUCGAUUCCCAAUUAUAGUAUCAAUCAUUCACUUGUCACUAAUGGGUUGGCCAUUACUUUCAGUUAGAGAAACUAUAAAAACAAAAAAAUGGUCCGGACAUCCAAAGCCAAUUUUGAUAAAUUCUAUUGUUCUCUGUAUUUUAUGGCUUCUGUAUAGUAUCAACAUACAAAAUAUUAUCAUUUUUACUCAAUGUUCAGUAGCACUCAUAUUUAGCUCGACACAAUUAGUAUUAUGGGCAAUUUACCCAGCAGAAAAAAUUCAACGCAAUAAAAUGGAAAAACAUGAAUGAUUACUGUUGUUAUAGUUUUACAAUUUCUUGUUAUAAUUUUAAUAAAUAUUUGAUUUCAUAAAAUAAAAAAAAAUAUCAUUUUAACAAUGUUAACUAUAAAUCGACUCCUUAAUUUUGUCCAACACAUAUAAUAAAUAAAACAAUGCAAAGUAGACAAAAAAAAAAUGUAUUACUAAUUAUAAUUAUUGUGGAAAUCCAGUUCUUUGAAUGUAAUUCACAGUUUAUAUAAAAGGGUAAAGUAAAUACAAAUUUAAUGGCUAUGGUACUAUGAACAACAGUAGGCUUAAUGACAAUAACCCUUUUAUAAAAAGAGCUGGAAACAUUGUGAGAACUAAUUUGUUUUGUUAUCAAUCAUAUAAAAAUACUUAAGCGUUGAAUGAAGCUAAGAAA